UAUACGCCAGUGCCCGACGGCGGUCAGUGUGGUCCACCAGCGUCCGCCGCCGCUGGGCCAGCCCGACCGGCGCGCGCGCCCCUCGUGCUACCGUGCCGGCGCUCACGGCGUCCGUGACAGUGUGGGUGCCGCGCUGUGGGCUGGACACGCGAGCGGCCGUCCCCCCGCGACGCGCCGGGCACCCGGUGUUGAACAUAGGAUGGAUGCCGAUCUAUUGGAGCGCUCUGUCGCCGCGUGGGCGUCCAGAGCGGUAAUGACCGACAGUGUGUGCAGCCGGCUCAGUGAGGGUUCUGUCCACUCGGCCUGCACGGCAAUCGCUCGGCCGAGGAUGGAGGUGGUGUGUGUGAUCGACCUGCAGUCGCACGAGCGGCUCCAGCACCGCAAGAAGGCAUGGGAGGAGGUCAAACUGGCGUGCCGAGACAGCAACGCCAACUGCUCACAUAUCCAGUUCGAGAAGCUAGACUUUGGUGAGACCAAUGUCCUGGACAGCUUCUACAACGCCGACGUGGCGCUGGUCGACCUCACGGUGCAGAUGCAGCAGAGCUCGCUGUUCUACCACCUGGGUGUGCGCGAAAGCUUCGGCAUGAAGGGCAACAUCCUGCUGACGCUCGACUACAACACGGAGAUCACUGCGCCGCUCAAGGCGUCCUGCAAGAACUACGGUUUCAUCUCGUACCGUACCAACGAGCAGGGCCAGUGCUGUGUCACAGACUACUCGCCGCUCACCAACGAGGAGACGUUCGAGACGCGCGAGCAGCUCUCGAUCCGGCUCACCAGGCACCUGCAGGAUGUCGAGAUCCAGGCCAAGGUUCACAUGAAGGAGAAGUUCCUGGCCGAUCUGCGGAAGACGCGGGAGACCGUGAGCCCGCAGGAUAUGAGCAAGGCGCUCAACAACAUGCGGCGCCGGCUGGACGACCCCAACAUCCUGUCAGCGGACGUGGUGCUCAGUAUGCUACUCUCCUUCCGCGAGAUUCAGGACUACGACGCCAUGGUGAAGCUGGUCGAUGACCUGAUGACGCUGCCCAACCACAAAAAGUACACGUCGCCCGUGGCCAUCCGGCAUCUGUUCGCCUUCGCCUUGUCCAGGCGGAAGGGCGAGAACGACCGCGACCGGGCGCUGAAGGUGAUCCACGAGGCGCUGGAGCGUACCGAAAACCACGUGCCCGAUAUGCUCUGUCUGUGCGGCCGCAUCUACAAAGAUAUCUUUGUCGAGUCUGGCCACACCGACUCCGAGAGUCUGGAGAAGGCCAUCCACUGGUACCGCAAGGGCUUCGAGGUGCAGCCCAACGAGUACGCCGGCGUCAACCUGGCCACACUGCUGGUGGUGGCCGGGAACGAGUUCUCCAAGAGCCGCGAGCUGCAGCAGAUCGGCAUGACGCUCAACAACCUGAUCGGCAAGAAGGGCAGCUUGUCGACCCUGCAGGACUACUGGGACAUCGCCACCUUCUUCGAGAUCAGUGUGCUGGCCGAGAACUAUUCCAAGGCCAUCCAGGCAGCUGAGAGCAUGUUCAAGCUCAAGUCCCCCAAUUGGUACCUAAAAUCCACGAUAGGUAACAUAACGCUGAUUCAGAAGUUUCGGAAACAUUCCGAGGAGAGUGAGAAAAUCCCUGAGAUGGAGGUGUUCAACUUCUGGAUGGACUACUUCUCCGAGGGCAUCCAAGAGGAGGCGGCCGCCAUCACCAUUCGAUUCCCGGUGCUUGUGCUGGAGCCCACCAAGGAGUACAUGCCCAGCUACGUGGUGAUGAACCUGGACGCCGAGACGUCGUCCAUGCACAUCUCCAACCUCUGUCUGGACAGCCUGAAGGGCAAGUGUCGCCGGGUGCACGAGUGGGUGCUCGAGGCCACCAACAUCAAAAGCAUCAGCCAGUACAAGCGGGACGACCGGUGCGUGUUCCUGUACGUGCACCAGAACUCUGACGACUUCCAGAUGUUCUUCCCGUCGGCGACGCUGCGGCAGCGCUUCUACGACCUGGUGCUACAGAUGACGGCCGACAUGGAGGGCAUGGUGCACGACCUGGGCAACGACUGCUCGCUCGGCACCGCACCGCAGUUUGAAUACGAGGUGGACGAGGUCGGUCACCGUAUCGUGCUCGGAAAGGGUACCUACGGCGUGGUGUACGCGGCGCGCGACCUCACCACCCAGGUCCGCAUCGCCGUCAAGGAGAUCCCCGAGAAGAACCUCGGUGACGUGCAACCUCUGCACGAAGAGAUCAACCUGCACAAGCAGCUGCGCCACAGGAACAUUGUGCAAUACCUCGGAUCUGUCUCGUCGGACGGAUUCUUCAAAAUCUUCAUGGAAGAAGUGCCGGGAGGCAGUCUGUCAGCAAUGCUGAAGCUCAAGUGGGGUCCGCUGAAGAACGAGGCCACCAUCGCCUUCUACACAAAGCAGAUCCUCGAGGGCGUCAAGUACCUGCAUGACCAGAAAAUUGUGCACCGCGACAUCAAAGGCGACAACGUGUUGGUGAACACGUACAGCGGCAUGGUGAAGAUCUCCGACUUCGGCACCAGUAAGCGACUGGCCGGUCUGUGUCCGACGGCGGAGACGUUUACCGGCACGCUGCAGUACAUGGCUCCGGAGGUGAUCGACAAGGGACAACGUGGCUACGGCGCGCCGGCUGACAUCUGGUCGGUGGGCUGCACCGUGGUGGAAAUGGCCACCGGUAAACCGCCCUUCAUCGAGCUCGGAUCCCCGGAGGCAGCCAUGUUCAAGGUGGGAUUCUACAAGAUGCACCCGCAGAUCCCCGAGUCGCUCUCGGACAAGGCCAAGAAGUUCCUGCUCAGCUGCUUCGAGGCCAACCCGGAGAAGCGCGCCACUGCGGCCAUGCUCCUCGACGACCCGUUCCUGAACGAGUCCGGCAGGCAUGGCCGCAAGAAGAACCUGCGGCUGACCAUGACGGCCAACAUGGGCGAACUCAACAGGAGCAUCUCCGUACCGGCCGACCGGGUCAACAAGCAGGAGCGCGCGCUGCUGCCGCGCCUCGGCUCGUCACCCGACGAAAGCGCUUCGUACGGCGGCGCCAAGCCGUCGGGCUCCGCCGCGGCGCUUGUGGGCUCUCCUGCCUCCUGCUCGACUCUCUCCUUCUCCAGCAGUGCCGAGUUUGACGACACGGUGAUCCUGCGGCGCAACUCGUCGAUCGGUUUCAUGAGCCCUGAUGUCGACUCACCACGAGAACUAGAGGACGGCUUCUACCUGCUGAAGAAGGACUCUCACCGGCGGAUGACACUGCACCGGGUUCUCACCCAGGACCAGCCCAAGAUAGUCGACGUCUGGUACCAGUCGAUCCGAAACGAGCCGGGCAUCGGACAGAUCAUGCUCACCACGGACCAGCUGUCGCUGCUGCUGCAGGGCCUGCGCGACUUUAUCCCCGAGCAGAACAAGACGGCGCUGGAGGCGGCCAUCAACUCACUGCGCGAGGAGCUCGAGUUUGACGGCCGCGCUAUGGAUCAGAUCCACCGGGCGCUCUACCUCUUCCAGGACGCGGUGAACACUGCGCUCCGCUCUCACAACAUCAAGCCCCACUGGAUGUUCGCCCUGGACAGCCUGGUGCGCAGCGCCAUACAGAUGGCCAUCCUCAUACUGUCUCCCGAGCUGGGCGCCAACCUGCUGGGCGACCAGGAGUCGGAGGGUGACGCCGACGAGGCCGACUCGGCGGUGGGCGCGGGCGGCACGCUGCACCCGCCGGAGCCGGCCGUGGGCGCGCCGGCCGAGCCGCCAGCCGCCGCCGCCGCCGGGGCAGGGGCCGCGGCCGUGGGCCCGGCGCCCGCUGAGGAGGGCAGUACCAGCGGCGUCUCCACCAUCAACUCUGUGCGACACGACGACUACACGCCGCAGACGCUGGCCGACCUGCACCGGCUGCGCAGCGAGAACAAACGCCUGCUCAGCGAGCUGCUGGAGUCGCAGCGCGACUACAAGGAGCUGCUGCGCUGGACGCUGUCCGACAAAACGCUGCAGAUUCAGCUGCUGGCCGGCCUGUCCCCCGUCGGCCCGCAGCAGCCACACCACCGUCAGCGACAGGACACAGAGUACAGCUCUCAGGUGUCUGUGGCCGACUCGGGUAUCGCCGCCUCCCCGGUACUCCCGCCGACGGCCGGCGGCCAGCUGACAGCACCGGCGGCCGGCGCGCCGCCGCACAUCCAGGUGUCUGCCGAUUCUGACGGCUCUCUGGUCGACUGGCUGGUGCAGCACGGCGCCGACCACCUCACCGUCUCACGGUUCAUCAACGAGGGCUACCACCUGGACGAUGUGCUGGCCAUGAUGACCCGGGAGGACCUGCGGCGGCUGCACCUCAGGGGCGGCAUGGAGCUGCGGCUGUGGCGCGCACUCUGCGAGCACCGACGGAGGCCGGCGCUCUCUCGGCAAAACUCCACCUCCGAGCUGUCGGGGGAGGAGCGGCCGGCCGGCGCGGCGCCCGGCGAGCCGCAGCUGUAGGCGGCCGGCCGGCCCCCGGCCCAGGCAGCAGCGGCGGCGCGGCGGCCGCGCUAACCCGUGUAACUGGCGGCCCAUGCCGCGCCGCCCCCGUGAGACGACAGUACCUGCGGCGCGCCGCGGCGGUCCGCGACCCCGCGCGCCACGAGCGCGCCCCACAGGUGGCUAGAUAGGCUAACCGUGAGUAACGCUAGACAGAGAGCGGCGCCACGUCGGCCCGCCAGGUUGUGAUAUUAGUUAAGCCCCGAGAGCUGCUGCGAGCGAGCAGAGUAUGUCUUGCCUUCCGAGCGGUGCGUCUGACGCGGUGCCGCCCCCGGCCCGGCGGAGGUCGGCACUCGGGGGCGGCCCGCCGGCGCGGCGCCUAGUACAAAGUACCUCCCGACAAUAAGGCGACGCGCGAGGCGCCGUGGCGGGCGGCGAGUGCGCCCCGGCCGGCCGGCUGUAGAUAUUGCACCAGUACAAAUGUGAUGGCUGCCGCGCGGCGCCGGCCCGCCCGGCCGAAUGUUUCUGAAACAUGGACUAACCCGUGCCAUAGGCCGGCCGCGCACCCCGCCGCGGCGCAAACUGAGAGAGCAUAUAUCUGGUGUUUUACAUAUUAACUGUGUUACGUCCAUAACAAUGGUAAUACAUGGGUAACUGAUAACCG
Molecule: messenger RNA, 5072 nt
Organism: Amphibalanus amphitrite
Lineage: Eukaryota; Metazoa; Arthropoda; Thecostraca; Balanomorpha; Balanidae
Product: mitogen-activated protein kinase kinase kinase 15-like
Exons: 28
Coding region: 200-4429 (1409 amino acids)
Biological process (GO): MAPK cascade; protein phosphorylation
Molecular function (GO): ATP binding; protein kinase activity
Source: RefSeq, a predicted model, not a curated record